AUGCUUGACGCCAGCGUGUCUAGAAGUUUCGCAGUCUUGGCUGCCGUGGUGAUCGAGGUGCAUACUCAGCACCCCACAGCAUCACAGUCAGCUAGCCGCAGCUCGAAUGGGCCCACUCCAGAGCAGCUGAAGUACGUGACGGUGAACGUGACGGACACAGCGGUUUGCCGCACGAGGCUGCUCGUACUGGAAGGAAUGCUGUGUGCUGCAGGGGUGGGGAACGAAGACUUCUGCCAGGGAGAUGGUGGUGCGCCACUCGUGUGUAAUGGUUCACUUGCCGGAGUCGUCAGCUUUGGCUACAGCUGUGGUGUGGCAGGCUACCCUAGCGUGUACACCGACGUGUCCGAAUACGGCGACUUCUUCAACCAUUCGCUGAGAGAGCCGGUAUCGCCUCAAUGA
Schistocerca nitens (vagrant locust) is the source of this 399-nucleotide messenger RNA. Its product is annotated as trypsin alpha-3-like. The transcript has 3 exons. Bases 1 to 399 code for a protein of 132 amino acids. NCBI's taxonomy places the organism in Eukaryota, Metazoa, Arthropoda, Insecta, Orthoptera, Acrididae. Gene Ontology annotation, molecular function: serine-type endopeptidase activity. The record is from RefSeq and is a predicted model, not a curated record. Gene Ontology annotation, biological process: proteolysis.